Tupaia belangeri chinensis (Chinese tree shrew) is the source of this 2628-nucleotide messenger RNA. It is a transcript of the gene CHRM3, whose product is annotated as cholinergic receptor muscarinic 3. Gene Ontology annotation, biological process: chemical synaptic transmission; saliva secretion; adenylate cyclase-inhibiting G protein-coupled acetylcholine receptor signaling pathway. The coding region runs from base 281 to 2053 and encodes 590 amino acids. The transcript has 4 exons. Lineage: Eukaryota; Metazoa; Chordata; Mammalia; Scandentia; Tupaiidae. Gene Ontology annotation, cellular component: synapse; dendrite; plasma membrane. Gene Ontology annotation, molecular function: G protein-coupled acetylcholine receptor activity; G protein-coupled serotonin receptor activity. The record is from RefSeq and is a predicted model, not a curated record.
GGGGCUGGCCCGGGCGCGCCACGCGGUGGAGGCGGCGAGGCCGGCGAGGGACAGCACCUGGUGGCGGCCGCAGGUGUGCGUGGCGACCACAACCCCAGACCGUGGGCUGAACGCAGCGUCUCCGUCCCCGGCAUGACGCAGGACCCCAGGCUCCUCAGGCUGUCCUGGCGACAUGGCACCUGGCUUCUCUCCACAAGGACAGUCCGUCUGACAGCACAGCCCUCGCCCAUGGGAUUGGUUUGGAGCCCCUACCGGAGAUAGACUAUGUCAAAGAGGCACAAUGACGUUGCACAGUAACAGUACAACCUCGCCUUUGUUUCUGAACAUCAGCUCCUCCUGGAUACACAGUCCCUCUGAUGCAGGGCUCCCUCCAGGAACACUCACUCAUUUUGGCAGCUCCAAUGUUUCUCAAGCUGUGGGGAAUUUCUCCUCUCCAAAUGGUACCACCAGUGACCCUCUGGGAGGUCACACUGUUGGGCAGGUGGUCUUCAUUGCUUUUUUAACAGGCUUCCUGGCCUUGGUGACCAUCAUUGGCAACAUCCUAGUGAUUGUGGCAUUCAAGGUCAACAAACAGCUGAAGACAGUCAACAACUACUUCCUCCUGAGUCUUGCCUGUGCUGACCUGAUUAUUGGGGUAAUUUCAAUGAAUCUGUUCACCACCUACAUCAUUAUGAAUCGAUGGGCUCUUGGGAACUUGGCCUGUGACCUCUGGCUCUCUGUGGACUAUGUGGCCAGCAAUGCCUCUGUCAUGAAUCUUCUGGUCAUCAGCUUCGACAGAUACUUUUCCAUCACAAGGCCACUCACAUACCGAGCCAAACGAACAACCAAAAGAGCAGGUGUGAUGAUUGGUCUGGCUUGGGUCAUCUCUUUUAUUCUGUGGGCCCCUGCCAUCUUGUUCUGGCAAUACUUUGUUGGGAAAAGAACCGUGCCGCCUGGGGAGUGUUUCAUCCAGUUCCUCAGUGAGCCCACCAUUACCUUCGGCACAGCUAUUGCUGCCUUUUACAUGCCCGUCACCAUUAUGACUAUUUUAUAUUGGAGGAUCUAUAAAGAAACUGAAAAGCGUACCAAAGAGCUUGCUGGGCUGCAAGCCUCUGGGACAGAAGCAGAAGCAGAAAACUUUGUCCACCCCACAGGCAGUUCACGAAGCUGCAGCAGCUAUGAGCUUCAACAGCAAAGCAUGACACAUACCACCAGGAGGAAGUAUGGCCGCUGCCACUUCUGGUUCACAACCAAGCGCUGGAAGCCCAAAGCUGAACAAAUGGACCAAGACCAUAGCAGCAGUGACAGCUGGAACAACAACGAAGCUGCUGCCUCUCUGGAAAACUCUGCCUCCUCUGAUGAGGAGGACAUUGGCUCUGAGACGAGAGCCAUCUACUCCAUUGUGCUCAAGCUCCCAGGCCACAGCACCAUCCUCAACUCCACCAGAUCACCCUCAUCAGACAACUUGCAGGUAGCUGAGGAGGAGCUGAGGAUGGAGGACUUGGAGAGGAAAGCCAACAAGCUGCAGGCCCAGAAGAGUAUGGACGAUGGGAGCAAUUUCCAGAGAAGCUUUUCCAAGCUUCCCAUCCAGUUAGGGUCAGCUGUGGACACAACCAAGACUUCUGAUGUCAAUUCAUCAGUGGGUAAGACCACGGCCACUCUACCUCUGUCCUUCAAGGAAGCCACUCUGGCCAAGAGAUUUGCUCUGAAGACCAGAAGUCAGAUCACUAAGCGGAAGAGAAUGUCUCUCAUCAAGGAGAAGAAAGCCGCCCAGACCCUCAGUGCGAUCCUGCUCGCCUUCAUCAUCACCUGGACACCCUACAAUAUCAUGGUUCUGGUGAACACCUUCUGUGACAGCUGCAUCCCUAAAACUUAUUGGAAUCUGGGCUAUUGGCUGUGCUACAUCAACAGCACCGUCAACCCCGUGUGCUAUGCGCUGUGCAACAAGACUUUCAGAACCACCUUCAAGAUGCUGCUGCUCUGCCAGUGUGACAAAAGGAAGCGGCGCAAACAGCAGUACCAGCAGAGACAGUCGGUCAUCUUCCACAAGCGUGUGCCCGAGCAGCCCUCAUAGAAUGAGCAGUGACAAAACACACACAGUAACUAACCCACAGACUUUAGGAGGAGUAAGGUGAGGGUGGGGAUGAUUUCUGGAAAUGCCUUUAUGCCCAGAUGUGAAAUAAGCUGUUUACUAAUCCAUUGACUAAGGCGAUUUUAAUAUAAAAAAUCAAAUACCAAUUAAGCAAAAAAAUAGCAUGCUACUGAAUAUAAAGAAGUUUAUUCUAAAAAACUUUGAGUGUUUUUGUUUUUGUUUUUUAAGAGGAAAGAAAUAUUGCUUCAUAGCAAUCGUACACCCAAAUGGAUUUGCCUGGGCCUUUGAAUUCCCAUCAAUUCUGUGAUCUCAAUGAGCAUGACUGGCCCAGUUGCCACAUUCUUCUCAAGGGUCCCAGAAGUGUGGAUCCAGACCCCACAUGGAUUCUAGCAGGUAGUGGGUCUGAGUUCUGAACUGCUGUGUAUGUUGCAAGCUGGGUCUUCUCUCCCCAGUAGAGCUCCUAUCUGCUCUUUGAUGUGUUGUUACACUCUUUGUGGACUUGAUUCUUACAAAGUACUGUUUUGUGCAGUUCAAGUUUCAUACAAAUAAAAAUACAU